This is a messenger RNA of Scophthalmus maximus (turbot), 3976 nucleotides long. Its product is annotated as phosphatidate phosphatase LPIN2-like. The record is from RefSeq and is a predicted model, not a curated record. NCBI's taxonomy places the organism in Eukaryota, Metazoa, Chordata, Actinopteri, Pleuronectiformes, Scophthalmidae. The transcript is spliced from 20 exons. Bases 192 to 3017 code for a protein of 941 amino acids. Gene Ontology annotation, biological process: positive regulation of transcription by RNA polymerase II; cellular response to insulin stimulus; fatty acid catabolic process. Gene Ontology annotation, cellular component: nucleus; cytosol; endoplasmic reticulum membrane. Gene Ontology annotation, molecular function: transcription coactivator activity; phosphatidate phosphatase activity.
GAUGGUCACGUGCAGCCUGAGCGGUGCGUGGUCACGUGGUGCGGUGGCUCCAGCUCAGCAGCCGCUCGACCGACACUCGCCAAACUGCCGCCGGCGGAGGAAUCGGACGAGGGUGUGACUGCCUACGGUUGAGCAUCUUCUCCGGCGGGUAGGAAGAUUCAAUCCCGCAUUCUUCCCUACAGGUCGACACCAUGAACUACGUGGGGCAGCUGGCAGGCCACGUGCUGGUGACAGUAAAGGAGCUGUACAAGGGGAUUAACCAGGCCACUCUGUCAGGCUGCAUCGACGUGAUCGUGGUCCGACAGCCUGACGGGACGUUCCAGUGCUCCCCUUUUCACGUUCGAUUUGGAAAACUGGGGGUGUUGCGCUCCAAGGAGAAAGUGAUUGAUAUAGAAAUCAACGGGGAGCCUGUGGAGCUACACAUGAAGCUUGGAGACAAUGGAGAGGCCUUUUUUGUUCAAGAGACAGAGGAGCACUACGAGAUCGUCCCAGCCCACCUGGUGACCUCACCCAUCCCCACAGAAGAGGUUCUCUCAAGGAGCAGGGAGCCCAGAUGUGGGGGAUCGGCAGCAGAGAUCAGUCCGCCACUGAGUCCAGAAGACCCGUCCUCUGGGAAUGCCCAGCCCUGCUCCAACUCAGGCGGCAAGAAAAAGAAGAGACGCAGGAGGAAGCACAAAGCUGAGCCACGCAAGGAGGAGCAAACCACCAUGGCUGCAGGUGGAGAGCUGGAGCUGUGUGAGCUCAGUUCAGACGAGGAGCACAAUGCACACAACGGACAGGCAUCUUCACUCUCCAUGAUGAACAACAGCAUGGACCACAGGCAACAUUCCCCCCUCACUGCCCUUGAAUGGGACAGCUACCCUUUCUCUGACGGAGACUGGUCCCCCUGCACUACCAGGGAGAUGUCCGAGCCCAUGUCACCCAAGAGUGACUCCGAGCUGAUGGUGAAGCCGGCAGGGACCGUGCUCAGGGCUGAGUCCCACAUGCAGUGGACAUGGGGGGAGUUUCCAGAAUCCACCAGAGUCAACAAAAAGGACAAAACAGAGCCAAUGCAGUUGACCAUCACUCCCUCGGAGAAUACACAUUUCAGGGUUAUCUUAAGCUCAGAAGCAAUGGAGGAAGAGUCAAGGGAAGGAGAGAGAAACACAGAUCUGAUUUGCAGUAUUGUUAAACCAGAGCCUCGGACCAUCAAACCCAAUCACUGCAGCUGCAAACCACAGCCCCCCGGACAUGAUGCACACAUUGGCGAGCACAAACCGGACCGUUCACAUUUAAUGUGCAGCACUUUAAUCUCUGAGCCAUGUCCCAGUAACUGUGACCCCAACACACACACCACGCGUAAGGCCAGGUGGACGUCUUCGCCACCCAGCCGCAGGGACAGCGGGUCUGCUGCCAGUGGAGGCAGUAACAUGGCUGGAGACUCAGCGGUUUGUGUCACCACAGGUGUCUCCUCCAAACCCACAGACUCCCCCUUCAAGAGGAGAGGUGUGAGGAAGAGGAGCCAGCAUCAGGGACCUGAAGAUAUUUACCUGGAUGAUCUGAAUGCACUUGAGCCUGAUGUCGUUGCCAGGUACUUCCCGAAAAGUGAGUGCGAGCAGGUUCCUAAACACUGGGGGGAGAUGGGCCGGCGCUCUGGAUCCCAGUCGCCACAGUCAGUGGGCAGCGCAGCAGCAGACAGCGGCACCGAGUGUCUGUCCGACUCUGCGGGUGACCUCCCUGACGUUACGUUGUCGCUGUGUGGAGGCGUUGGAGAAAAAUCUGAGAUCUCUAAAGAAAAAUUCACGGAGCACAUCAUCACCUACAAUGAAUUCGCAGAGAAUCCAGCCAUUAUUGACAAUCCUAAUUUGGUGGUCAGGAUUGCAAACAGGUAUUACAACUGGACACUGGCAGCGCCAUUGAUACUCAGUAUGCAAGCUUUUCAGAAGAACUUGCCCAAGGCUACAGAGGAGGCCUGGGUGAAGGAGAAAAUGCCCAAAAAGUCUGGACGCUGGUGGUUCUGGAGAAAGAGCGGCAUGAAACAGUCGUCAUCAGAGACCAAGUCAGAGAGACAGGAGCUGCUGACCAGAGAGAGCCCUGCCCUCCACCAGGCCGCAGAAACACAGAACAAAACAUCUGAGUGGUCCAGUGACGACGAGCCUAAAGAGCUUAAUGCCGCAGCAGCUGCUCUGCUGCCUAUCGAGCGUGUGCAGACAGAAGGCCCGGCACCAGCACCAGCACCAAGUCACUCCUAUAAGAAAUCCCUCCGCCUGUCCUCUGACCAGAUAGCCGGUCUGAAGCUCAGAGAUGGGCCUAAUGAUGUCACCUUCAGCAUAACCACCCAGUACCAGGGGACGUGUCGCUGCAUGGGCACCAUCUACCUGUGGAACUGGGACGACAAGGUUAUAAUCUCCGACAUCGAUGGCACCAUCACCAAAUCAGAUGUGUUUGGUCAGAUUCUGCCUCAGCUUGGUAAAGACUGGACCCAUCGAGGAAUUGCUCGGCUUUACCACUCAGUCCAUGAGAACGGUUACAAGUUCCUGUACUGCUCGGCCCGAGCCAUCGGCAUGGCUGACAUGACGAGGGGAUAUCUGCACUGGGUGAACGACAGGGGGACUCUCCUGCCUCGGGGGCCUCUCAUGCUCUCCCCGAGCAGCCUCUUCUCUGCCUUCCACAGAGAGGUCAUAGAAAAGAAGCCAGAGAAGUUCAAGGUCGAAUGCCUCUCAGACAUCAAGAACCUGUUCUUCCCGAACACACAUCCCUUCUAUGCAGCCUUUGGAAACAGGGACAGUGAUGUCUUUGCGUACAAGCAAGUGGGUGUGCCUGUGUGCCGGAUAUUCACAGUAAAUCCCAAAGGGGAGUUAAUCCUCGAGCAAGCCAAAGGCAAUAAAACAUCUUACAGCCGGCUGAGUGAGCUGGUGGAGCAUGUUUUUCCUUUACGCGGCUCACAACACAGCGCCACCUUCAGCUGCCCAGAGUUCAGCUCCUUCUGCUACUGGAGGCAGCCCAUCGCUGAGGUGUGUUAUGAGCAGCUGCUUUAACUCGGACCGAUGUCAAUGUUACAACUCAACUCAACUCAGAGCAGUAAUCUAUGUACCUGUAAUACACUGGCUUAAUACUGAUGAUAAUGUUUUAAUUCAAAUUCAACAUAUAUUGCUUUUAUAUGGUCUUACACAGAUGCAAGUUAAGGGAAAACUUUUGGGAUUUACAAUGCAGUGAACAGUUUCUGUCUGACUUACAACAAAACAUACGGGACAUGUGUAUUUAAAGCAACUAUGUGAAGGCCUUAUUUACUCUAUCAUGAUGUUAUUCAAUGUAUAGGAAUCUUACAUGUUUGCUGCAAACUAAAGAUUUUUCCACUAUGAUGCUGAAGGAGAAAUGAUUUUGCUCAUACUGUAGGUAAUAACUGCAAUACUGCAAUUUGGGAGGAAAAGGAACUUUGUGAACUGUAGAUGCUGUUGCUAUUAUGUUAUUUCCUAAAUCAAGAUUUAAUGAGAGGCAACCAUUUUGGACAAAUUUUGUAACCAAUUCUUCGAAAGGCUUAUAUCAGACCACAGUAUAAUAUUAAUGUGAUGCCUCAUUUUAUUUUUAUUUUCAUGCUAAGUAACAGCUAUCCGUAAAAUUUCAAAGUCUCCUUUCUAUGAAAGUGAUAAACUUUGUCCGAUAAGAUCACACUAUUUUUUGCGUGUUUCUAGUCAAAUUUUACUUUUCAAUGAAAAACUUUUGCUGCUGCAAGUAUUUUCUGCAGAUUACCUUUUGGUAAUCCAGUCGACAUUAUGACGUCACAGUGUAAGCACAUAUGCAUUCAACUGUUUGAUCUGAUUUGUAUUUGUAAGUCAGUCAGUAUGAGGGGACAGAUCUGGACAGGACUUAUGUGAGGUUUCUCUUUUCAAGUUGUAGAUCUUUGUGUAUAUAAAGUGUAUAUAUAAUAUAUUCACUUAAAAAGUGUUAAAUCAAAAGCCCUUUGUUGGAUACUGCUUUAAUAAAAGCUAAAACUCAA